Molecule: messenger RNA, 1335 nt
Organism: Polyodon spathula (Mississippi paddlefish)
Lineage: Eukaryota; Metazoa; Chordata; Actinopteri; Acipenseriformes; Polyodontidae
Product: hepatitis A virus cellular receptor 1 homolog
Exons: 7
Coding region: 126-896 (256 amino acids)
Source: RefSeq, a predicted model, not a curated record
GCCACAGAGUGAGAGCUGGAGCUCACAUCAGCCCUGGUAACUUGUGGACUGUCAGUAAUUAAACUGCAAACUGUAUCAAUAUUCAUUAUCAGUAGGAAUCCAUCAGUCUGUUUUCUUGGAUCAAAAUGAAGAUGCUCUUCAGUUAUGAUUCACUGUGUUUGUUCCUUUUAGUCCUGAUGCAAGUGACUUUUAACUCAUCCCAGGAAGUCAGUGGAAUGCCUGGACAGAAUGUGACUGUGCCAUGCAGAUACUCUGUUGAGGAUGGUGUCAUGGAAAUGUGCUGGGGUCGAGGAGACUGUCCUACUUCUAAGUGCACUAAAACAAUCAUUUCAAGUGAUGGAAACAGAGUGAACAGUGAAAAAUUAGAUAAGUAUGGUUUAUUUGGUAAUUUACAGCAAGGCGAUGUCUCUCUGACUAUACUACACGCCAGUGAAGAAGACAGUGGGACAUACUGCUGCCGUGUGGAAAUACCAGGAUGGUUUAACGACCUGAAAAAUAAUAUACAGCUAAUUAUUGGAAAAGCUCCUGCAUCAACCACAUCUAAACCAGUCACAACUGCUCAACGGGCUGACACUGUGAACACUUCGAAAGGUCAAAUAACCGCAAGCUUUUGGAAUGAUACUAAUUCUACAUCAAAUCACAUUACAUCUUCACAUUCCAAUUCCACACAAAUGACCACGGCUCAAAGUAAAGCUCCUAUUGCGAUUGGGGGAUCAGUUAUGUUUCUCCUGCUUUUAUUGACUGUUUUGUGUUUCCUCUUCAUUUUUAAAAAUAAAUGUCUGCAAAAAUGUCAAAAACUAGCGUCCAAAACCAUCCAGGAACUGCAAAUCAGAGCAACCGUGGAUGAGAACAUUUACAUCAUCAGAGACCAAAGCGAUUAUCAACAGUGCCACUAAUGGUAGGAAAAGAAGAAGCAGGAUACCAGGAAGUCUUCAGUUUCCAUGGGUUUAUGUUCCAUUAAUGUUAACAAUGCAAGAAGAAUGACUCCUUUUUCAUUUUUAUUAUGUACUAAUAUAAACCUCUAAUGUAUUUUUUACUUCUUUCUAAAUAGCUAUCAUUUUUUUGAAGCAUUCUAUUCCUGUUCUAUAGCUUUUGUAUUAUAAUAAAAUAGAUAUGCCACUGUUUACCUUUUCACUGCUCAUGUGUAAAUUCAAUACAUGGGGAUGUUUCUCACUGCCAUGUUGCUCUUUGUUUAAAAAUCAAAAAUCCAUUUUAAAUUGAUAUAUUGCUGUCUGUUAUUGCUUUCAUUCUAAAAUACAUGUAUUAACUGAGACUAUUUUAAUAUUCUUUCAAUAUGGUUUUAUAUAUACAGUGCCUAUAAAAAGUCUACACCCC